Suricata suricatta (meerkat) is the source of this 2947-nucleotide messenger RNA. RefSeq names its product TBC1 domain family member 14 (gene TBC1D14). NCBI's taxonomy places the organism in Eukaryota, Metazoa, Chordata, Mammalia, Carnivora, Herpestidae. Bases 179 to 2947 code for a protein of 922 amino acids. The record is from RefSeq and is a predicted model, not a curated record. The transcript is spliced from 18 exons.
UGAGGAACCUCCACGCCACUCUCCAGGGCGGUGGCACUGUCUGCGUUCCUGCCGGCGGCGCAGGAGGGCUCCCCCUUCUCUCGUCCUCGCCAGCCCGUUGUUUCCCGUGUGGUUCGUUUUAGCCACUCUGACGGGCGGGAGGUGAUCGCUCGUGGCACUUUUGAUUUGUGUUUCCCUGAUGAUCAGCGAUGGAACCAAACCGCAGGAGGACGAGAAUGAGGCUGCUCCUGGACGUGCGCGCAGACCAGCCGUGAGCAGAGACGCACUUGGCCGUGGGGGGCGGGGCCCGCACGGUGGUCUCCUUGGUGGAGAUUCAACAUUUUCCACAAAUGUUCUAAAGAUGAAAACAGUUUCUCCUGGGACCAAGAUGACUGAUGGAAACCUCUCCACGUCUGCGAAUGGCGUAGCCUUGCUGGGCGUUCUGGAAGGCCGGCCCGGAAACCACGUUCCGGACCUGCAGCAGCUGAGUCUCAAGGCCCCCAGGCCCCUCCCGUUGCCGGAGAACGGGCCCAAGCCGAAAGCCGGGCCCGUGGAGGAUCGGCACAGCCUUCAGUCCGUGGACUCGGGCAUUCCUACCCUCGAGAUCGGGAACCCGGAACCCGUGCCCUGCAGUGCGGCCCACGUGAAGAGGAAGCCGUCCGAGUCGGGGGCGGUCCCCGAGCGGGCCUGCCAGAGCGCGUGCCCGCUGCCGUCCUACACGCCGCCGGCCUCGGGCGCCGCCGAGUGGGAGCGGGGCGUGCGCAGGUCGUCCACCUUCCCCAGGACGGGCUACGACGCGGCCGAGCCCUACAGCCCCGCCGGCAAGGCCCUGAGCCGCAGCGACGAUGUGUCCGUGUGCAGCGCGUCCAGCCUGGGCACGGAGCUGUCGGCCACGCUGUCCGGCAGCACAGAGGACAUCUUGGACCUUGUGGUCACGAGCAGCUCCAGCGCCAUCGUGACCCUGGAGAGCGAUGACGGCCCGCGGUUCACGGACGUCACCUUGGGCUCCGCCGGGGAGGCCCGGGCACCGUGCCGGCAGGACCGUGUCGGCGGCGCUGAGGACGGCAGCAAAUCGAAAAUACUGGGGCCGUUUAGUAACUUCUUCACCAGGAAUUUGCUUGCUAGAAAACAGAAUGCAAGACUUGACAAACAGAAUGACUUGGGAUGGAAGUUGUUUGGAAAAGUACCACUUCGAGAGAAUGCUCAGAAAGAUUCAAAGAAAGUACAAAAGGAAUAUGAAGACAAGGCUGGACGACCUAGCAAGCCGCCCUCUCCAAAGCAGAAUGUGAGGAAGAACCUUGAUUUUGAGCCACUUUCCACCACUGCACUCAUCCUGGAAGACCGACCAGCAAACCUCCCCGCGAAGCCAGCCGAGGAAGCCCAGAAGCACAGGCAGCAGUAUGAAGAGAUGGUGGUUCAAGCCAAAAAACGAGAGCUGAAGGAGGCGCAGCGGAGGCGGCGGCAGCUGGAGGAGCGGUGCCGGCUGGAGGACAGCAUCGGGAACGCCGUCCUCACCUGGAACAACGAGGUUCUGCCCAACUGGGACACCAUGUGGUGCUCCAGGAAAGUCCGGGAUCUCUGGUGGCAGGGGGUCCCUCCCAGCGUGAGAGGCAAAGUCUGGAGCCUAGCCAUCGGCAACGAGUUGAACAUCACCCACGAGCUCUUUGACAUCUGUCUGGCCCGGGCCAAGGAGAGGUGGCGGUCCUUCAGCACAGGCGGCUCCGAAGCGGAGAAUGAAGAUGCUGGGUUUUCAGCAGCGGACCGAGAAGCCAGCUUGGAGCUUAUUAAACUGGACAUUUCUAGAACGUUUCCUAACCUCUGCAUUUUCCAGCAAGGCGGCCCAUACCACGAUACGUUGCACAGUAUUCUGGGCGCUUACACUUGUUACCGACCGGAUGUGGGCUAUGUCCAGGGCAUGUCCUUCAUAGCGGCCGUGUUGAUCCUGAACCUAGACACUGCGGAUGCCUUCAUUGCUUUUUCAAACCUUCUGAACAAACCCUGUCAAAUGGCGUUUUUCCGAGUGGACCAUGGCCUUAUGUUGACCUACUUUGCUGCAUUUGAGGUGUUCUUUGAAGAAAAUCUGCCGAAAUUAUUUGCUCAUUUCAAGAAAAACAACUUAACUCCAGACAUCUACCUAAUCGAUUGGAUCUUUACCUUGUACAGCAAGUCUCUGCCCCUGGACCUGGCCUGUCGCAUCUGGGACGUGUUCUGUCGCGACGGCGAAGAGUUUCUGUUCCGCGCGGCCCUGGGCGUCCUGAAGCUGUUCGAGGACAUCCUGACCAAGAUGGACUUCAUCCACAUGGCCCAGUUCCUCACGCGGCUCCCGGAGGACCUGCCCGCCGACGAGGUCUUCGCCUCCAUAGCCACGGUUCAGAUGCAGAGUCGGAACAAGAAGUGGGCUCAGGUACACGGAAAGAUCGAUCGUCUGUCCUCUCUCCUGUCUCCUGAACGGCAGGACGGUCCUGAGUACGAGGGCCCCCUCCUCGCGCAUCUGGCUUCGGGCUGCAACCUCGUGAGGCCAGGGAGCAGCCGCUUGCUUCCAGCCGUGCGGACAGGCGGCUCGGGGCCCUCGGAGGCGGCGGGCUCCCCGGAGGCGGCCCUGCCAGAAAGGACUCUGUCCGGAGAGGCGUCCUUCCAAGACCCUGUCAUUCUCAUUGGUUCCCCUUCUGGAGACCUCUUCUUUCUACUGCCUGGUGCGAGGCUGGUGCGGGAGUGCGGGUCCGAGUCCGCUGCAAACGCCCGUUCUCCCCUCGCCAGCCCCGGGGAUACGCGCUCCUGCAGUGACCGCCGAUCGCGGGGGGACGGCGGGAGUCCGUCGCCGGCCCCACUUUGCAGGCUUCCCAACCGCAGAAGAACCCAGCGGGCCUGCGCCGCUUUUAGCGUGAACCUCGAGGAAGAUGGAGUCCCGUUUGCCGACGCCAGUGCUCCCUACAUACCCAACACUUUUAGAUUCACCUACAAAAACUAG